Alternaria atra is the source of this 417-nucleotide messenger RNA. RefSeq lists its product as uncharacterized. The record is from RefSeq and is a predicted model, not a curated record. The coding region runs from base 1 to 417 and encodes 138 amino acids. Lineage: Eukaryota; Fungi; Ascomycota; Dothideomycetes; Pleosporales; Pleosporaceae. The transcript has 2 exons.
AUGGCCUUCACCCAAAUUCGACACAUGUUUGAGAAGAUUCUAGCUGACCAGGAGGGUCGUGGUCUUCCUCUUCUAAGCGCCGAGGACUAUACUCCCUUCCUUGACGCUAUCGGAGCCCUCCUCGUAAAUCCCGACUUCAUGCACGAACACAGCUGGGAGACCCGUACACUCGAGCACUCUAUUAGCCGACCUACUGUCGAUGCCAAGAGCUCCGAGGACUGCAACAGUAAGCUGAACAUUCGACUCCAAGAGGGCGAAGAGAAGGAUUCCAGUGGUACAACAGUGUUCGACGGUAGUGUAGUCAGUAUCCUUGUGGAUGGAUAUACUCUGGUGAAACGUAGGAGUACUUCGUGGGCUGGAGAUGCGCUGCUAGAGGUGUUUCAGAAGGUAAUCACGAUGGCAAGGGAGUGGGAGUGA